Diospyros lotus (date-plum) is the source of this 1695-nucleotide messenger RNA. RefSeq lists its product as uncharacterized. The coding region runs from base 1 to 1695 and encodes 564 amino acids. The record is from RefSeq and is a predicted model, not a curated record. Lineage: Eukaryota; Viridiplantae; Streptophyta; Magnoliopsida; Ericales; Ebenaceae. The transcript has 3 exons.
AUGUCUUCUUCUUCUUCUUCUUCCUCCGAUUCCGAGAGCUCUAGUACCAGCUCAAGUAGUGAGGAAUCACACACCGAGUUAUCCAGCCCCCCUCACGGCCCCCUUCGUAGGCCUGGGAAACUUAGGAGGCCUGAGAGAGUUUCACCUCAUCCCACUUCGGAGUCUCAUGUGAGUAGUGAUCCCAACUUAGAAAGCUUACCCGAGGAUCUAACCACGGACCAUUCUACCAUAACCGAGAGGGAGUUGUUUCCCCUCCUCCGAAAAUACCGUCUCAUUCAUGAUGAGUAUUGGUAUAGUGAACCCCGAGGUCUGAAAGUUCACCAGGCCCCCUAUGGCUGUAUCACCGUCUACGAGCAGGCCUUGGCUGCCGGCCUUAGAUUUCCUCUCGCGACUCCUGUAGUUGAGGUGUUUGCUAUCGUUGGGUUAUGCCCCUCUCAGUUGACUCCCAAUGGCUGGAGGUGCCUAUCUACCUUCAUUCUCUGUUGUCGAGCUCGGGACAUUGAGCCCACUGCUCAACUUUUCUUUAGGAUGUUCAAAGUAAUUUCCAUUAGCAAAACUGAACCUCGAUUUGCUUUUUCCCCCCUCAACCAGCGUCAGUUCGUAGUCGAUAACCCCACAUCGGUAAAACGAUGGAAGAGUAGAUUUUUCUUUGCUGGCUUGAAAGACCGGGGGGUCAGCUUCGGGGUGCCAGUUGAGUGGGCUUUCCAGCCCUCAAAGGUCCGUAGUCGCAAGAUCACGCAGGACGAGCUUCACAAUAUUCAGAUUUUGAGAGAGCUGAACCCUAUCAGCGCUCGGGUCCUGAUAUGUGAUCGCACCUUGUACCUGGGGGGUUUAUCCACUCACACUUGCUUCGAGCCUGAUGUCACUUUGGCUGAAAUGGUGAGCACAGCUUUUAUCUGGGGGAAGAACAAACGGAGACCCGUGGAGGACGAGGGCGCCCCAGCUCUUACGGGGGGAAAGGCUGCCUUGAAUGCUCCUCCUGCUGAGGAAGGAGAGCCUAGUCGUGCUAAAAGGAAGAGGACUUCCCAUCCUCCGAGAGAGCUCAUGCCAGCCCCGGAGUCUCCUCCCCAUAGUCCAGACCAUGUUCCUGAUUGGGGAGUGAAGGCAAGUGAUCUCAGCCGGAACACUCAGGUGGCCAGACGUAUGAUUCAUCACUUUGCCACUCCCGCCGAUCGUCAGGUGUUGGCCGAGCAGUCCUCGGAGGCCGUAGAAGCCACAUUGUGCAAGUAUCUGGCCCAGGUGGUCACACUCGUUUCGGACUUUUCCGGACGUUUCUCUCAAGCUUCCAAGAAGACCUUGGAACUAGACACCCAGCUGCAGGAAAGAGACGAGUUACUGGAGAGCCACAGGAAAAACUUGGAUGAGUUGUCCUCCCAGCGGCAGGCUUCAGACCUACGUAUUCAGGGGCUAGAGGCAGAGCUGUCUCGGAUGAGCUCCAAGCUAUCUCGGGCGAACUCAGUCAUUCGCCAAUACGAGCGCAAGUAUGCCGAGCCCAUCAAACUUCCUGAGGUAGAGGAGUUCCUCCAGAAGAACCUGCAGGACGCUUGGACAAAGGGAUUCCAAGCUCAUGAGACAGAGGUAUUACGAGCUCAUCCAGACUUGGACAUGUCCACUGUUCGGUCUGUUGCGGAGAUUGUGGCCGGGAUGGAGGACUCGGAGAUGGCUAACGAUGGUGAUGCGCCUCCUGAUGCUUGA